AUGGCGUCUGCUUCUGUUCGUCUCCAGCGGAGUCUGGUGUUGCCGACUGGGCGACACAGCGCCUCUCUGAUCUUCCUGCAUGGUUCAGGUGACUCUGGACAAGGAUUGAGAAAAUGGAUCAAGCAGGUUUUAACUCAAGAUUUAGCAUUCCAACACAUAAAAAUCAUUUAUCCAACAGCUCCUUCCAGGCCGUAUACUCCUCUGAAAGGAGGAAUCUCCAACGUAUGGUUUGACAGAUUGAAGAUCUCUAAUGACUGCCCAGAACACCUUGAAUCAAUUGAUGGAAUGUGCCGAUUGCUUGCAGAUCUGAUUGACGAUGAAGUAAAAAGCGGCAUCAGUAAAAACAGGAUAUUAGUAGUGUCUAUUACAAUGCAAGUUAAGUUUUUGAAAAACAUUAAGCGUUUCUCCUAA
Messenger RNA from Chrysochloris asiatica (Cape golden mole), 411 nucleotides. RefSeq names its product lysophospholipase-like protein 1-like. Bases 1 to 411 code for a protein of 136 amino acids. The transcript is spliced from 4 exons. Gene Ontology annotation, biological process: protein depalmitoylation. Gene Ontology annotation, cellular component: cytoplasm. Gene Ontology annotation, molecular function: palmitoyl-(protein) hydrolase activity; carboxylic ester hydrolase activity. NCBI's taxonomy places the organism in Eukaryota, Metazoa, Chordata, Mammalia, Afrosoricida, Chrysochloridae. The record is from RefSeq and is a predicted model, not a curated record.